GCUAGCCGACCUAGCCGAUAGCCACUUCGACACUCACGGCGCUAGACUCCCGACAAGGGAAUUUGUACAGGCAGUCAAGGCAGCGGCGUUCAGCAGCGAGCACCAGUCGCGAUGCCGCGGUCGUCGCGCGGUUACAAUUCUGGCGAUGGCCAGCGAGGAUGCGCUGCAGCACACCGCGUCGCUGCUGCUGCUCUCGCUGAGCCGCGCGGCCGUGUCGGAGGGCGUGCACGCCGGCGAAACCCUGGACCGCGGCACGGUGCUCAUCACCUGGACCCCCCGGGGGCUGGAGCUGUGCAAGCAGCUGCCGUACAAACAUCGCUGCGUGCUGGACACUGAGCACCGCACGUCCGGCAGCAUGGGUUUCCACGGGCAGGGCUUCAACGCGCUUGGGUUCGCCAAGGCCAAGUACAUUCUCAACACGCUGGCGGUGGGGAACGAUGUGCUGUUCCUGGAUGCAGACACACUCGUGUUGCGGGACCCACUGCCCUACCUGAUAAGCCGCGGUGCCGACAUGUCCACCUCACUGGACCGCUGUCUGGUGUUCAACGACACGCUCGCGUACCGCCGCCACCGGCCCACGCUCAGGAGCAGCAGCAGCAGCCACAGGCGCCUCAGCAGCCGCAGCGCCCGCAGCAGUAGCAGCCACCACCAUCACCACAGCAGCAUCAGUGGCAGCAGCGCCAGCAGCAACAGCGGCAGCAGCAGCAGCAGCAGCAGCAGCAGCGCCAGUCAAUCCAAGUCCCAGAACAAAGAGCCCCAAUCUGCAACGAGCAAUCCAACCGCCUCAGGCUCCGAAUCUGCCACCAGCACCCACAGCCCCCAGCCCGAGCCUGAGCCCGACUACCUGUCUUGGCGCUGGCCGCUGCCGCCCUCCAACAUCGGCAUGCUGUACUUCCGCGCCAACGCGGCGGUGACGCGCUGCGUGUACUCUUGGAUGACCGACAUGCGCUUCGAGGCGGACAUCAAUCCCAAGAUGUGGGAUCAGGACAUGUACGGGCGUGUGAUGUCCAAGUGCGCCGCACUGCUGGGGCUGAGGUGGCAGGCGCUGGACCCGCGGCUGUUCCAGAGCGCGUGCUUCAAGGAGUGCGGGUGCGCGCACGAGGACGCGGACGUGGGGGAGCCGGGCCGUGUGGGCCGGGACGGCGGCCACCUCCCCUACAUGGCGCGGGGGGACGCGGUGGAGGCGGUGGAGGCGGUGGAGGCGGCUGGCCGUGCUGGUGGUGGUGGUGGGGCUGGUGGGGCUGGUGGGGCUGGUGAGGGCAUUGGUAGUGAUCGUGACGAGGUCCGGGCUGCAGGCGUGGCUUCAAGGCGCGACACGGUGGAUGGGGACGACCGCCACCGACGUACGACGCGAGGGUCGUUGAAGGAUGGGGUGGAGGGCGAAGUGGACGGGCAGGCAGGGGGUGAGGACGCGGGCACCGAUAAAACGGCGGAGGGCCAGCGAGAGGGAGGGCAGCGGCCGCAGCAACAGGAGGAGCAGGAGGAGGAUCAAGCUCCGGAACAGUGGGAGUUUGACUACAUGUGUGACCCGGCCUUGUUUGAGGGGUGGGUGGCACGGCAUUUCCCCUGCUCCGGCCUGGCACCCGUCAAGGCGCAGCUCAUGGCAAACCUGCUGCGGGGGCUGCGGCAGCACACGCCGGUGCGGAUACGAUACCGGCCUUGAGGCUUGAGCUGCGUGACAGCUUGACAUGUGCAGCUGUAGCAGGUAUGCGGCUAGAGUGAAGUACUGCCCUGAGUUGUAUGUGCCUGGUAUGCGUUGCUGGAACAAUGUUGACAGUAGAUGACAUGCUGCGGUUUCUAUGACGAGUCCCAAGGAUAACAUGAGCUAGUGAUCACACGCGAAUGGAUUUACACGCCCACGUGCGCAUGGCGAGCGUAUGUCAAGUAUCUAAGUGGUUCCUAUGAUGCGUGCACAAGAAUGAGGAUACCAACUCAAGUAGUACCGUACCGCCGUAUGAGGUGUGUAUGAUGCAUUACUGUGUUAGCUAGCUGUGUGUUAAGAAGCAGAAGGGGGAAAGGUCGACACGGUGUUGGCUGUAAACGUGUGCGUGGGCCUGUGGAUGGCGUGCAGUGCAGCAGCCGUGUGGGGCAGGGAGGAUGAGGCAGGUGGUCCAACAGCAGGUCACAGGCGCCAAGCAAGAAGCGUUGUCCACAUGGUCAAGAAAUGGGGUGGCGCAGAGCAGUUUUGUGGGCGCAGGGAGGAGGGCGCGCUGAGUAUGGUGUACAUGAGCGCAGAAUCGUAUAUGUGUGGGGUAGAGGGGUAGUCGUGGUGUAGCCGUGCUGCCAAUGCAUUUGGCGUGGCGAGGCGCUCUCCCAGAAUGUGUUACAAUCUGUAGCCAUAUAUAUCG
Chlamydomonas reinhardtii is the source of this 2348-nucleotide messenger RNA. RefSeq lists its product as uncharacterized. The record is from RefSeq and is a predicted model, not a curated record. The transcript has 6 exons. NCBI's taxonomy places the organism in Eukaryota, Viridiplantae, Chlorophyta, Chlorophyceae, Chlamydomonadales, Chlamydomonadaceae. Gene Ontology annotation, molecular function: glycosyltransferase activity. Gene Ontology annotation, cellular component: Golgi apparatus. Bases 146 to 1663 code for a protein of 505 amino acids.